GGAAAAACGCCAUCUUUAAACCCCAGAAGAAACCUCUGAACAGCAGGACCAACGACGCACAGCGCCCGCGUCUGGAUCAAGUUCUGCGGGCAUCUUCUGUUUGUUAAGCGGUGAAACUAAAACGUUUUCAUAUCAAGGAACUGUAAGAAAACGAUUGAGACACACUUUAUAGUUUUGAGACUAUAUUAACAAAAGGACAGCCAAGAACGACAACAACAAUAGACGGAAAGAGACACAACGGACGUGCAUUCAAGGCGUUGUUGUUGAACUAGCAAGCCUGCUAGCCUCGCUAGCUAACGUCAGCUAGCAGCAUCUUUGUUUUUAAACGGCCACGUCUUGCCCCCUUUGUUGUCGCUUGCUUUUCUAACGUUAGCACCAUUUGGACUCGAUUGCGUGCCGGCAGCAAGUCCCGACUUUUCCCCUCCCCAGCGGUCUAGCCGGAGAUGCGUGGAAGAUGUCGGUUUCGGGGCUGAAGGCCGAAUUGAAGUUUCUGGAGUCCAUUUUUGAUCCAAACCACGAACGCUUCCGAAUAAUUGACUGGAAACCGGACGAACUAAGCUGUCAGUUCAAUGUAACUGGAGAAAAACUUCUGAUAAUCCACUGCAACAUAACAGAGUCAUACCCUUUAACACCACCUAUAUGGUUUGUGGACUCUGAAGAUCCAAGCCUGACACAAGUGUUGGAGCGCCUUGAUGAUGUGAGAAAAGGAAGCACUCUGCUCCUGCAACAGCUGAAGAGGCUCAUCUGCGAUCUCUGCCGCCUGUACAACCUACCCCAGCACCCAGAUGUGGAGAUGCUCGACCAGCCCCUGCCUGCUGGGCCUGUAGGGCAAGACCGCAAGCAUGGAACCACUGAUGAGGUCACGUCAGAGGAGGAGGAAGAGGAGGAAAUGGGAGAGGACAUCGAAGACCUCGACCACUACGAGAUGAAAGAGGAGGAGCCAGUGGACGGGAAGAAGUCUGAGGACGACGGGAUCGAGAAGGAGAACCUGGCUAUCCUGGAGAAAAUCAGAAAGAACCAGAGGCAGGACCACUUGAAUGUAAGUGCUCAUUCGGGUGCUGUUUCUGGGUCAGUGCAGGCCUCCGACCGCCUGAUGAAGGAGCUCCGGGAGAUCUACAGGUCCCAGAGUUACAAGACCGGGAUUUACUCUGUGGAGCUUUGCAACGACAGCCUCUAUGAAUGGCACGUGAAGCUGAGGACGGUGGAUCCUGAUAGCCCUUUGCACAGUGACCUACAAGUCCUAAAGGAAAAGGAGGGGAUGGAUUACAUUCUGCUAAACUUUUCAUAUAAAGAUAACUUCCCCUUUGACCCGCCGUUUGUGCGGGUAGCGUCGCCUGUUCUGUCCGGAGGUUACGUCCUUGGAGGGGGAGCCUUGUGCAUGGAACUUCUCACUAAGCAGGGCUGGAGCAGUGCCUAUUCCAUAGAGUCUGUCAUCAUGCAGAUCAAUGCCACUUUAGUCAAAGGAAAAGCCAGAGUGCAGUUCGGAGCCAAUAAGAACCAGUAUAAUCUUGCCAGAGCACAACAGUCAUAUAAAUCCCUGGUCCAGAUCCAUGAAAAGAAUGGCUGGUACACACCCCCGAAGGAGGACGGCUAGAUAAGGAUUGUGGCCAUGUCAGUUCUGGGACCACCCUGUCUUAGGAUCCAUACCCUUUUUUGUUUGUUUCUUUUUUUCUCAACCAUUUUUUCCCCUCCUUUUCUCCUAACUGGAGUUAUGUUCUUCACUGGAUGUUCAACCCCUACACCAGUUCCAUUUGUUCUGUGACCAAACUGAUGACGACUCCCUUGAAAAACCACCUCAGCCUAGCCUUCAGUACAGGAACCUCCCUUUCCAACUCCAUUCCUCUUUUACUCUCGCCUGUCAUUUCCCCCCUCUCCUCCGUUGCGACAUCUCCCUUACCCCGUAUUUGACUCCAUAUCAUCUGCCUCCGGUGAUUCCCACGUGGGCGAGCGAAGGAGUGGAUUCUGCCAGUGAUUCUGGUCAUGGAUGAGGCACGGCUUCUUGUACCAGUGGAGGCUCUCUGCCAGGACAUCCAUCUCGACCAGGCAGGGCCCCGAUGGCCUCAGACUGGAACUGACUAACCAGAGGCAUCCCCCACAGAGGGGCAGCAGUGGCUGAAGCAGACAAUUAACUGCUGAUGGUGGGAGAUUUACCCCACCCCACCUCACCCCCCACCCCCUCCCCAUUCUGGCUUUUGUCAUGUCCGUGCUUGUGUAAUAUCUGUAUAAUGCCAAGAUUCCUCUUCCUCUGGACGCCUGUGCUCCAUAGGCUAGCGUGCUUACACAUACCCUGGGUCUCCGGAAGCCAAACUCCCUGCCUGACUGGAGAAGACGAGCAACACAGACUCCUGUGGCCAGGGUGGGACUGCUGCUCUGUGAAGGAUAUCCUGUUGAGAUAAGUGGUGGUGUUGGGGAUAAGGGGGGUGUUCCAAUGCCCUCCAUCCCCCCCACCCCUCCAUCUUUCACCUGGGCUGGAGUUUUGGGCAGUGUCAGCAACAUACUGAGACAUGACCAGGCUUAGCAGUGGCAAGUUGGAAUUUAAUCACUGUAAUGUAGUUGAAUUUAACUCCACAUGUAAAGUUGUAUUUCUGAGAAUGGGUUCUAAUUGUUUUUAAUGUAACCUUGUGUGGGUCUUUGGGGUGGGCAGGAAUUGCAUUAGUAUACCCUUGACUACUCAUAGCAGGGCCAUCACAACUUCUGAAGACGUGUCACGCUAUAGAAAUAAGUCAAACUUUGCUACACUGAUACUUUUACAGAUGUACACACAAAAAACACACACACCAUAAACCAUGUUAUUUCGUAAGCUUAAUGACUACUACUGUUGAUUGAUUUCCUGUAUGAAGUUGAGUUCUGAGGUCAUAUUUGGCAACAGCCUAUAACACACCAUUCCUUGUUCUAGUGGUACCUCAUUCUUUACCAUGCGUUGUUGUUAUUGCACAGAUGGUGCUGUUUUGGCAUUCCAGACAUUGAAUCUAUUUGUAGCUGUCCCUUGAAACUUGAUGCACCUCAGUAAGGCUAUACAGAGAAAGGGACAGCAUUGUAUUUCCCAGUAGUGACGAGACCAUACCAAAAGACAGGUCUCCUUUCACGUUUCUUCAGUCUCCAAGUAUAAAUCAACGGGGUCCACAGGUCCCAGCCAUUCCCUGGUCCUUAAGAACUGCCCAUCACCAACCCACGGGCAGGGAUCUGAGUGGCUGGAAGGGACAUGGGGUUGGACUUCUGGCCCCGAGAGACUGUGGUGUAUUGGUCAAGUCGCUUUGAGGCCUAAGGUGUUCAGACGAAACCUCUCCUCCAACCAUAGCCUCCUCUAUGGUACCUAGUCAUGACCCUUAACCUCAGCUCUGUCAUACCAUCAGCAUGCUGAGUCUUAAGUAGAAUGUGAAUAUUAUGCAGAGAAAAAAAAAAAAGUUUGUUGCAUUGCUUUUAAUGCUCUUACAUAUGACUCCAUAGGUGAUUGUGAGCUCAUGCUGUUCCACAUUGUAUGUUGUCUGAACCCCCAGCAUAGGAACUAGUAUGUUCCUAGUUAAUAUCCUGCUUUUACUAUCAAUGUUUUGGGUCAUCUUAAAGCGAACCUAAUCCAGAACACAGGUCUCCUUGUAAAACGGCCAUGUAUCAUGUAGGUCCGAUUUAAGUUCCACCUGUAUUUGUGCAAGUAACAGCCACCUCACUAGUUUCUCAACACAUCUUUGUUGAUCUUUACAGUGUCUCUUUUUUUCUUUUCUUUUUCUCUCUCACACAAGACUUGUAACAGUCAUGACAUAUGGCACUAUUCACUCCAUUACAGUAUAAGUACAUAAGUAGCUGUUGUCAUAGGCAUGGAUGUUGAUGGUGUUGUUGGUUUCCUCUUAGUCACCUCCUGGGUCCAGACAUGCCCACUUAUAACUACCCCUGCCCCUGGGUCCAGACAUGCCCACUUAUAACUACCCCUGCCCCUGGGUUCUCUGCAGAAGCAAACUCAGGAAUACAUCAUGCACACUUGACUUUGCAAGGGAUUGCUUCACAAGAUGCAAGUUUAAUUUGUCAGUUUAUUUCUUUAUAACUGGUUUACCAUUUGAUUCCCCUGUAAUUACAGUAAGCAUAAGAUAGCUUUUUUUUUUGCUUUUGGACUGCACACUUUCUGGGUUGUAUUCUGACAAACAUCCGUCAGGUUGUUUAGAGGGGAGCCUGCUGUGCUAAGGUUGAAGUGAUGGUUUUUGGGCAGACUUUGCCAUUGUUGAUAUCUAACCCCUCUCCACACAGAUAUAAAUAAUCUAUCUCCACAGACGAUCGGUCCCGUGCUGAAGGAUGUUUUGGUGAACACUGACUCCCGACACACUCAUUUACCUCAACCAGUGCUGGUCUACAUGGGUGUUUACAGGACAGACUCCAACUUGUCCCUUUGGUAUUAAUUGUCCCUUUUCGCAUGUAGAUAUAACAAGUCAUUUUGCUCUGUUGUAACUGUGGGUAUAGGGUUGAUGUCUAAAGAUGAAUACUGAAUAGGGUUGAUUUGUUGAGGGGGUUCCUGGAAAAGGGAUUUUUUACGGCAGUGUAAACCUGAUUAACGAGAUCAGGUCAGCGAAGAGCAUCGACGCGGCUGCAUUCGGCGCAUUGCUAGAAAUACGAGACCAAAUAAAUUCUCAUCCGUAAACAAACACACAGCAGACUACUGUUCUUUCCACCUUAGCAGAACACCUAGUGCAGAUGAUAGGACUCUCUCCACCUCUCUGUCCAGGUCCCUGUGUCCCCCUCAUCACGAGACGGUCUCACCUUGACCCGAGGUGGAGACUCUGCUUCUCCUUGGCCCCUGUGUCUGUAGUCUUGUCAGUUGUGCAGUGAGUUACAGCUUCUUUUACACCUAUUUAGAUUGGGUGUUUAACAUAACAGUCUAGGGGUUGUGGGAAUAUUGGCUUGAGAUAGAAACUUGCCUACUAAUGGGUUCCCUCUCUGGCUUCAUUCUGUGGUGGGUGGGUUAUAAAGUUAUGCACUGUUAGCAUGCUUUGGUUUUAUUUUAUAUUUUUCAUUGCAAGGGUAAUUUUGACCAUGUACAGUAAUUUGUAAACUUGCAUCAAGUUUAUGAAUAAAGAAUUUUAUGAAAUA
Hypomesus transpacificus is the source of this 5073-nucleotide messenger RNA. RefSeq names its product ubiquitin-conjugating enzyme E2 Q2-like. Lineage: Eukaryota; Metazoa; Chordata; Actinopteri; Osmeriformes; Osmeridae. The transcript has 13 exons. Bases 455 to 1594 code for a protein of 379 amino acids. The record is from RefSeq and is a predicted model, not a curated record.